Haliotis rubra (blacklip abalone) is the source of this 2016-nucleotide messenger RNA. Its product is annotated as O-acyltransferase like protein-like. The record is from RefSeq and is a predicted model, not a curated record. Gene Ontology annotation, molecular function: acyltransferase activity, transferring groups other than amino-acyl groups. NCBI's taxonomy places the organism in Eukaryota, Metazoa, Mollusca, Gastropoda, Lepetellida, Haliotidae. The transcript has 15 exons. Bases 1 to 2016 code for a protein of 671 amino acids.
AUGGCGCAAAUUUCCCAAACGUCACAAGAUGAUUCGGACUCGACUGAUUUUACCGACAUCGCCCUGGCAACGGCAUCGUCAUUUAACCAUUCAGGUUUACCUGUGUUUUUUCCACUUGUAUCGGCGGGAAUCAUCAAGGCCGGCGUGGACAUCUACAGCUACAACGUCAGUGACGUUUGCAAGGUGGAAUUUUACCAGUACGCCGUGGACCUACAACAUAUGAAGGACUGGGCCCACCUACCGUUCCCCGUGCUUCUGCCGCACCUGACUGUGGACAUCUGUAUCCCUUCUGGCUGUGCGGAGGACGAUCUCACCACCAUCAUCAACACAUGUGCAGGACAACAGCAAGACAACAUCACCCUGUCAGGCAUCACGUGUCAGAGGGACAUGCAACUCGCCUACGAUGCUGCUGCCAUCUUCUCACUAAACAAACUGUACACCAAGUCCAUUUGGCGUAAUGGUAGCCGGGACAGUCUGAAGAAUGAUUCGGACCACCAAGCGGCAGCAACAUCCUCCGUCGACGACGACGUCGCGAUUAGUGUUCAAAGAUCGGCUUCUUUGAAACCGGGGGAUCAAUCAGUAAUUCAGAUGACACAGAAAAGGGAUGACUCUUCAGAGAAACGGACAGACAUCAAACUUGAGCCAAUCAGUGUGAUGUCCCUACCAGUCAGAAUGGAUUCCCAACAGAAUGAUCAACUUGACCCAAAUCAACUUGUCAGUUUGACACCAGGUGGCGUGGUCACUGACAUCCUCCUGUGUUUCUCCCUCCCAAAUAAUUUGGCGUCAGUUCUUGGAGGGGGCAGUGCAGACCAGCUACUCUUUCUCAGUGGCGUCCGGUUCCUCUCCAUCUGCUGGGUUGUCUUUGGCAACACCAUUAGCUUCAUACACAGAACACCUGAUGUGAUUGAAAAUGGCGUCACUCUCGUGGAAUUGGCUCAGUGUCCUUUAUUUCAAGCAAUAAUCAACAGUACCUUUGCUUCUGAUUCUUUCUUCAUUCUCAGUGGAACGUUGCUGUCUUACAAUUUUCUGCGGAAUGUUGACAAGAAAAAGUCGGCGGGGAAGGAGUUCAAAGUGACUCCCAAGUUUCUUCUGAUGUUCUAUAUCCAUCGUCUGUUGAGAAUAUUACCGUGUUACCUGGUGGUGUUGAUGAUUUUUGCCAACCUCAUGCCUUACAUGGGACGUGGACCUCGCUGGAAGUAUGUCACUACUGCCAUCAACCAGUGCAAGGACCACUGGUGGGCCAACGUCUUCUUCUUCAGCAACUUCUACAAGGCAGAUGAAAUGUGCAUGAGCUGGACAUUCUUCUUGGUGAAUGACACCCAGUUCUACCUCAUCUCCCCUCUCAUCCUCAUCCCUCUGGUCAGGUUACCUCCCCUUGGGUUUGUCCUGCUUGGCCUCCUAGUAGCAACACAGUUGGUAUCUGUCGGGAUCCUGAAUAACAAGAUCAACGGCAAUAUGUUGAGGAUGGACCAUGGCUACUUCUCCGAUGUAUACGCCAAGCCUUACUGCCGGGUGGGAGUAUUUGCCAUUGGAAUGGUGCUUGGGUACAUCUUGAACAGAACACCGAUGAUACUAGGCUGGCUGAUGUCGUUCUGCACGAUGGUGUUGGUGAUUUAUAUAACGUACUUAGAGAACAGAGUCGGAGGGAGGAAAUUUACUGCUGUGGAAGCAGGGGUCUAUGAGGCCCUUGCUCGUCCUGCCUGGGGACUGGCAUUAUCCUGGGUGAUCUUUGCCUGCUGUGUCGGACAAGGAGGAUUUAUUAACACAUUCCUGUCCUGGAACUACUUUUUCCCACUGUGCCGCAUCACCUUCGGGAUCUACCUCCUACAUCCCAUGGUCAUCAUGCUUGUGCGUGAUACAUCUCGCAGCCUCUUCCAUUUCUCGCCCUUUGGUCUGUGGCUGUUGUAUGUCCCUAUACUCGUGAUGGCUGCCAUGCUGGCACUGGUACUCAUCACCUGCGUACAACAGCCAUUCAUUACACUGGAGGCGCUCAUCAAGAACAUAGCAUCACACUAA